UUUUUUUGUUCUAAUUCUAGUUUCCCUUUAUGUGCCUAAUUGAAGGCUUUCAGCAAACUUGCCCAAAGAAGAUAAAGUUUUGAUUGUUGAAAGAGUUAUCGAAUCCUUGGGAUUGCAAGCUGUGCGGGAUUCUUUGGUAGGAACAGUAGAGAAGCGAGGAAUCUCUGGUGGUCAAAGGAAGAGAGUGAAUGUCGGGUCGGAAAUGGUAAUGGAACCAUCACUUUUGAUCUUGGACGAACCUACAUCUGGUUUGGACAGCUCAUCAUCUCAACUACUUCUUAGAGCACUUCGUCAUGAAGCUCUAGCAGGAGUGAACAUCUGCAUGGUUUUACAUCAGCCAAGAACUCUUUGUUCAAAAUGUUCGACGAUCUGAUACUUUUGGCUAAAGGUGGUUUGACUGCAUACCACGGACCAGUAAGAACUGUAGAGGAGUAUUUUGCAGGCCUUGGAAUAAUUGUACCAGAUCGUGUAAACCCGCCUGAUCAUUUUAUCGAUUUCUUAGAGGGUAUGGUGAACCCAAGUUCAAGUUCUAUGGUUAGUUACAAAGAGCUUCCUCUUAGAUGGAUGCUUCACAAAGGCUAUCCAGUACCUGCAGAUAUGCAGCAGGAUGGCGUUGGAAAUGGUUUAUCUUCAGAAGGCAGUGGUGAUCAUAUUGUUAGAAUGAGCUCUGUUGAUACAGAUGCUGGCGAUCAAUCUUUCGCUGGAGAAGUUUGGCAGGAUAUGGUCAGUCAUCUUGAAGUUAAACGUGAUAUUUUACACCACAGCUUCUUAAGGUUCCAUGAUCAAUCUAACCGUAGAACUCUAGGCAUUUUGCACCAAUAUAAAUAUUUCCUCGGAAGGAUUGGAAAGCAACGCUUACGAGAUUCCAAUGGGCAAGCAAUCGAUUAUCUCAUCCUAUUACUUGCUGGGGCCUGUCUAGGUUCAAUAAGUAAAGUGAGUGAUAGUAAUUUUGGAGCCACCAUCAUUGCUGUUUGAGGAAUGGGCCCUAAACGGGUUUAGCAGAACAUUGAUGUUGUCCCAUGGCCAAGUAACAAAAGACCCUUUAGCAUGAAAACUGGUUCAAAGGGAAAGACAGUUUCUGCAGAUGGUGGAGCCUUGGAUGAAGAGGCAAUAGGGAGUGGGCCUAAGUUUGAAGAUGUCAAUCAAGUCUCCUAUAAGUGUUUGCUGGUGUCGAAAGUCUGUAAGUUUCAAAUUCCAAUUAUGAUGAAGUUUUAAUGGAUAGGAUUAUUGAAAAUACACGAUA
Impatiens glandulifera is the source of this 1243-nucleotide messenger RNA. RefSeq names its product ABC transporter G family member 28-like. Gene Ontology annotation, molecular function: ABC-type transporter activity. The record is from RefSeq and is a predicted model, not a curated record. NCBI's taxonomy places the organism in Eukaryota, Viridiplantae, Streptophyta, Magnoliopsida, Ericales, Balsaminaceae. Bases 358 to 975 code for a protein of 205 amino acids. The transcript has 6 exons.